GCGACUAUUCUUCGGAACUUUGAAUAGCCGCUUCUUUUUUCUCCCAACACUCUUCGUAAAACCGUACUAAACGGUCAUUUUGAUUCGAGCAAAAGUCUUUGAAAUCGGCCAACAUACGCAAUUGGAAUAGUUCUCCCUCAGAAUUGGCAAAUGGACGACCUGAAUCGAGGAAACUCCUAUGAGUGUAGAGGUCAAUUGUGCAUCGAUCUCUUCGAUGAAUACGAGCACAUUGACGACAGCAUCGAAUAUGUGAUGGAAAAUUUACUUCAAACAACGAAAACCGAACAUGAGUCAUAUCAUGCCCUACUCGAUAAAUUCAACUCUUUCAUUACAAUGAAGUGUGAGUGUACACCAGACGAAACAGAAAACACAGAUUUUCUGUGCACUCAAGCAAAGUGCGUUCACGGCGGUAACUAUGUGAUUUUCAAAGACCAACUUUCACAAUUGGAAUUGAUGCUCGAUGAAAAUCGAAAAUCUCGUGAUGUAAUUUAUGAAUGUUCGGAACUGUGCUUGUGUCCUUCGUAUUGUCACAAUCGUUUGAUUCAAUUUGGUCCGCGAAAAGAUUUGAAAAUCGAAGACUAUUCACAAUUCGGCAAGCAAUAUGGAUUGACAACGAUGAAAACAAUUCCAAAAGGGGGAUUUAUUUGUGAAUAUGCCGGUGAGGUCCUGUGUAAAGAAGAAGCAACAAUUCGAUCUCGAACCAACGAUGAAAAUGGAAGAAUGAACUACAUUAUUUGCCUGAAUGAACGACCCAUUGGAUGUGGGGAUGGCGAAGCAAUUCAAACAUUCAUCGAUCCAAGUCGUAUCGGCAACAUUGGACGGUAUUUAAACCAUAGCUGUGAUGCAAAUUGUCAAAUUAUUAGCGUUCGUGUUGAUGCACUGAUUCCAAAAUUGGGUAUAUUUGCCAAAAGAGCGAUUGCACCAAACGAGGAGCUCUGUUUUGACUACGGUGAAGAUGAGAAUAAAUUAAAUCCAUCAGCUGAGGUGACGAAUCGGAAACUUUGCUUUUGUGGAACAUCAAAAUGCCGAAAGUACCUGCCAAAUUUAUAGUGCUAGUCAUUGAAAACAAUUACCUUGGACGUGUGGCUGGCAAUCGAUUGCUUCCCAAUCGUUCUCUGAAUGGCGAAUUGGCCAAUACCUAACGGUGAAAAUAAAUCGCAUAUUAAUAAAACCA
Messenger RNA from Sitodiplosis mosellana (orange wheat blossom midge), 1174 nucleotides. Its product is annotated as probable histone-lysine N-methyltransferase set-23. Gene Ontology annotation, cellular component: nucleus. NCBI's taxonomy places the organism in Eukaryota, Metazoa, Arthropoda, Insecta, Diptera, Cecidomyiidae. The transcript is spliced from 3 exons. The record is from RefSeq and is a predicted model, not a curated record. Gene Ontology annotation, molecular function: histone H3K9 methyltransferase activity; protein binding. Bases 151 to 1050 code for a protein of 299 amino acids.